Molecule: messenger RNA, 2082 nt
Organism: Cladophialophora immunda
Lineage: Eukaryota; Fungi; Ascomycota; Eurotiomycetes; Chaetothyriales; Herpotrichiellaceae
Exons: 3
Coding region: 114-1823 (569 amino acids)
Molecular function (GO): arylsulfatase activity
Source: RefSeq, a predicted model, not a curated record
CGGAAGAGCGCCUGAACCCCUUCUCGUCUCUUAGACUUGGUGGCUCUAGAACGUCCUGCCUGCCUCGAUUCGCUGAUGGGACCACCGCCUGUCGCGCAUCGAGCAUCUGCAUCAUGGCCGGGGAAUCUGCGAAGCCAGCCACAGGCCCGCGGCCCAAUUUCCUGAUCAUCGUGGCCGACGACCUGGGCUUCUCGGACGUGGGCGCCUUCGGCGGGGAGAUCAAGACGCCCAACAUCGACGGCCUGGCUCGGGGCGGGCUCAGACUCACCGACUUCCAUGCCGCCGCGGCGUGUUCGCCGACGCGGUCCAUGCUGCUGAGCGGCACAGACAAUCACAUUGCCGGGCUGGGGACGAUGAUCGAGGCAAUCAAAGAGUUCCAGGUGGGACAGCCUGGCUACGAAGGAUACCUGAAUGACCGGGUCGCGGCCUUGCCCGAGCUUCUUCGCGACGCCGGCUACUUCACUCUGAUGUCGGGCAAGUGGCAUCUCGGCAUGACGCCGGACCGCUAUCCGUCCAGGAGAGGGUUCGACCGGUCGUUCAGCCUACUUCCCGGUGGUGCCAAUCAUUACGGGUGGGAGCCGCAGGUGCAGGAGAAGGUGCCCGAUCUGCUGGAGCGCAACGGCCCCUUCUACGCUGAGGACGACAAGCCGGUCCCAGUUGCCGGCUUGGGUCCGGAGUUUUACUCGUCAGAGUCCUUCACGUCGAAGCUUCUGCAGUACUUCGACGAGCGGAGCGAGGAGCAAAAGCAGAAGCCUUUCUUCGCCUAUCUGCCCUACUCCGCGCCUCACUGGCCCUUGCAAGCACCGGAAGAGGACCGCCGAGAUUAUCGAGGGGUCUACGAUGAAGGCCCUGACGUGUUGAGAGAGAAGCGGCUACGACGUCUCGAGGAACUCGGGAUCAUUUCACCAGAGACCAAACCUCACGAGGUAUUCGCCCUUCCUCUCGAUAAGCCCCUGAGCAAAGAAUGGAAGGACUUGACUGAGGAUGAGAAGAAAUUCUCUUCGCGGACCAUGGAGGUGUUCGCAGCCAUGGUGCAGAACAUGGACCGGAACAUUGGGCGUGUCAUUUCCUAUCUCAAGUCAAGCGGCGAGUACGAUAACACGUUGGUCCUGUUCAUGUCCGACAACGGCGCCGAGGGCCUGCUGCUGGAGGCGUAUCCGGUGGUGAAGGAGAACAUCUUCGACCACAUCGAUCGAUAUUACGACAAUAGCUAUGAGAACAUGGGCCGGUAUAACAGCUACAUCUGGUACGGUCCGCGGUGGGCGUCUGCGGCGAUGGCCCCGCUGAGACUUUACAAGUCCUUCUCGUCAGAGGGCGGGAUUCGGGUGCCGUUCAUUCUCAGAUAUCCUCCAUUGACGUCGUCACGGGCCGGGCAGCUUGAUCGAUCCUUUGCGACCGUGAUGGACAUUGCCCCGACUCUGUUGCAAUUAGCUGGCACUCAACAUCCGGGAACCACGUAUAAAGGCCGCGCCGUCGUCCGUAUGCGCGGCACAUCCUGGGUUCCGUACCUGUCCGACCCCGCGAAACAACACCAUAUCCAUGGCGACGACUCGGUCAUGGGAUGGGAGCUAUUCGACCGCCAGGCUCUCCGGAAGGGGAAAUGGAAAGCCGUCAUGAUUCCGAAGCCCUUUGGACCGGGGAGAUGGCAGCUGUACAACCUGGAGAAGGACCCCGGCGAGACGGACGAUCUGGGCGCAAGGCACCCCGACAAGCUGCAGGAGCUGCUCAGGCAUUGGGACGAGUAUUGCAAGGAGGUCGGCGUUGCUGGCGCGGCGCCGCAAUAUGGAGUGCUCAAGGUCGAUGAAGGCGGAGGUGCUCCUUAGGCGGCUGCGGCGGCGAAGGACCAAGAACCCCUGAGAUAGACUUCUAAGGGCCACCCGGCGCAAUUCUGGCUUAGAGAGUGCUGCAUCGGCGGGCCGGUAGUGUUUUGAAUAGUGACAACUUUGGCAUGGCGGAAUCCCGAAGUGCAAAGAUCCAGGGCUUGGAUGUGACAGAAUGAGGGUCAGGGAUAGAUAAGCUCACCGGUCUCUGCCUGUAUUGGUCGUGAAUGAUAGAUAUUCACUGAACAGGAUUCGAUCCCAC